This is a messenger RNA of Aethina tumida (small hive beetle), 632 nucleotides long. RefSeq lists its product as uncharacterized. Lineage: Eukaryota; Metazoa; Arthropoda; Insecta; Coleoptera; Nitidulidae. The coding region runs from base 43 to 531 and encodes 162 amino acids. The record is from RefSeq and is a predicted model, not a curated record. The transcript is spliced from 2 exons.
GUUUGUUUAUAAACAGUUAUGUAGUUGUGUUGUGUUUGAACAAUGUCUCUAAAAUCAAUAGCUGAAGAAUACUUCAGCAAUUUAAACCCAAUAGCCAGUAGAAUGUUCCAAGAUAUGGACGAAACAAAAACGAGCUAUCAAGAACUGUGGCCUUCAUUGAGUGAAGACCAACAAAAGCAAAUAUUAUCAGAAAGUAUUAUAAAACCAGAAGUGUCGAUUAAGUACGGUUCUUGCGAGGAGGAUAAAGACAACAGUAAAUAUGCUGUUAAGCUCAUAAUUGAAGACAAUUGCUCAUACAGGGAUGAACACUCAGGUCCAUUCAGCUUUAGAACUCAAAGCCAAAGAGAUUUAAGUAUUGUAGGAAAAGAGAAGAAGACUAACAAUAAAGUUGUUAAAGCCUCAAAUAUUGUCAAACCAAUUCCAAAGACAAAAUCCAUUGUCUAUGUUGAGGACAAUAUUAUGCAAGUUGAAAUUGAGAGUGAGACUGCUGAGUUACCAAAGACAGGUCUUGAUUUUCUUGACAACUGGUAAAUGUAUCUUUUUGGGUACAUAUUGUGUGAAGUAUUUUGUUAAAAUAAGUUUAUGUAUUGGAUUUAUUUAAAAUAUUUAUUAAAGAUUGAUUUUACAUAUGA